Zea mays is the source of this 2215-nucleotide messenger RNA. RefSeq lists its product as uncharacterized. Bases 436 to 1908 code for a protein of 490 amino acids. The record is from RefSeq and is marked validated. NCBI's taxonomy places the organism in Eukaryota, Viridiplantae, Streptophyta, Magnoliopsida, Poales, Poaceae. The transcript is spliced from 8 exons.
CGCUCGCUCGCUCUCUCUCUCACCGAAUCACACACACAGGCAGGCCAGUGAGGCAGGGGCACGAAGGCGCGGCUCCCUCUCUCAAGCCCCUCGCCAUUACUCGCUCAUAAAGGAAGAACAGAGCGAGCGGGUAGCGAGGAAGAAGCUGGGCCGCGGGGCAAGAGGAGAGAGGUCCCCAGCCGUAGGUCUGCUGUGCAACUCCGGCUCGCCGCCUGCCAACCGCGCGGCGCGGCCACCACGCUAGGCCCCUCGCCCUCCUCGUAGGUGAACAGAGCCUGCAGUCGAUACAACAGUAAAUUCCGCGGCAUUCCAUUCGCUUUCCCUCUCGAAACGCACCCUGCAUUUACUGCACGUCGCUCGCCCUCCGGCCAUCCGCGAUCUUCAAAUCUUCCACUGUAAAAAGCGGGCGGAGACGGGAAGGCCGUGCGCUCAAGGAUGGCGCGCGAGCAGCUGGAGGAGUCCAUCGUGGCCGACGGCAACGGCAAGGAGGAAGAGGUCGGGGUCAUGGGCAUCGGCGCCGCGGACGGCGCCGACGACCAGCACGGCGGCGGCAAGCUCAGCAUGAAGAGCCUGCUGUGGCACGGCGGCUCCGUCUGGGACGCGUGGUUCAGCUGCGCCUCCAACCAGGUGGCGCAGGUGCUCCUGACGCUGCCGUACUCCUUCUCCCAGCUGGGGAUGCUGUCCGGCGUGCUGCUGCAGAUCUUCUACGGCUUCCUUGGCAGCUGGACCGCGUACCUCAUCAGCGUCCUCUACGUCGAGUACCGCUCCCGCAAGGAGAAGGAGGGCGUCAGCUUCAAGAACCACGUCAUCCAGUGGUUCGAGGUGCUGGACGGGCUGCUGGGCCCCUACUGGAAGGCGGCGGGUCUGGCCUUCAACUGCACGUUCCUGCUGUUCGGCUCCGUCAUCCAGCUGAUCGCCUGCGCGAGCAACAUCUACUACAUCAACGACCGGCUGGACAAGCGGACAUGGACGUACAUCUUCGGCGCCUGCUGCGCCACCACGGUGUUCAUCCCGUCCUUCCACAACUACCGGAUCUGGUCCUUCCUGGGCCUCGGCAUGACCACCUACACCGCGUGGUACCUCGCCAUCGCCGCGCUCCUCAACGGCCAGGCCGAAGGCGUGGCGCACUCCGGCCCCACCAAGCUCGUGCUCUACUUCACCGGCGCCACCAACAUCCUCUACACCUUCGGCGGCCACGCCGUCACAGUCGAGAUCAUGCACGCGAUGUGGAAGCCCGCCAAGUUCAAAUACAUCUACCUGCUGGCGACGCUGUACGUGUUCACGCUGACGCUGCCGUCGUCGGCGGCCAUGUACUGGGCGUUCGGCGACGAGCUGCUGACCCACUCGAACGCCUUCUCGCUGCUGCCCAAGACCCGGUGGCGCGACGCGGCGGUGAUCCUGAUGCUGAUCCACCAGUUCAUCACCUUCGGCUUCGCGUGCACGCCGCUCUACUUCGUGUGGGAGAAGGUGAUCGGGAUGCACGACGCCAAGAGCAUCUUCAAGCGCGCGCUGGCGAGGCUGCCCAUCGUCGUGCCCAUCUGGUUCCUCGCCAUCAUCUUCCCCUUCUUCGGGCCCAUCAACUCCGCCGUCGGCGCGCUGCUCGUCAGCUUCACCGUCUACAUCAUCCCGGCCCUGGCGCACGUCCUCACCUACCGCACGGCGUCCGCGCGCAUGAACGCCGCGGAGAAGCCGCCCUUCUUCCUGCCGAGCUGGACGGGGAUGUUCGUCCUCAACAUGUUCAUCGUGGUGUGGGUGCUGGUGGUCGGCUUCGGGCUGGGCGGCUGGGCCAGCAUGGUCAACUUCGUGAGGCAGAUCGACACGUUCGGGCUGUUCGCCAAGUGCUACCAGUGCCCGAAGCCGCCGGUCCCGGCGGCCGCGCAGUCACCGGCGCCGCUGCCGCACCACUAGGGCGCGCAGGCCCCGUGACGGCAUGGAGCUAGCGUCGCUGCUUGCAUUGCAGCCGGUGUUAAUUGCUACUAGGUUUUGGUCGCCUUGUAAUAUACAAGCCUCCUCUAGGGUCGUAGAACUCGAUCACAGCAGAGUCACGCAAAGGCGGCUCGUGCCGUGCCGUGCCGCCGCCGCGUUGCUUUCCCGCCCGCCCUCCUCUGCCUGAUCGGUCCGUCGGCAUUGGUGUCGUUUUGUUUUCGUUUGGCUUGCCACCGGUAUUAAAAAGUUGAGUGAUGGUCAUGGCUUCUUAAUCCAUAUGAUGAUAUGA